AAAGACUCUAAUACCUUCAGUUAAUAAUAUACCAAACAAAUAAAAAAGAAAUGUAAAAAAGAUUCGUCUUCUCUCGCCGAAGUUCCGCUAUUGAUAUGCCGGAGACAAAUCACGCCGAACCACCACAUCACAGUCUUUACAAUCAAAAUAGAAAUUUAUAGAUGUAACUUCUGAAUGUUUUCUCUUCAAAAUCGAAAUCAGGGGUUUUGAUUGAAAAUUUGAAAAUUUUCUCUUCUUAGUGUUUGAUUGAAAAUUUGAAAAUUUUCUCUUCUUAAUGUUUUUGAAUUGAAAAUUAGGGGUUUCGAUUUGUUGUUCUUCAGAUACUAGAUUUGAGCUUGUUUUGUUGUUCAAAUCCAACAGAGAAAACAUAAUCAGAUUUACAAAGAAAGAAUCUCACUAAGCUUCAUUUACAGAAUUUGGCUUACCGAAGAAGAUGAGUUCGUGAAAUUGCUUUUUGUUAAGCCAUUUUGAAUCUUUGAUGUUCUUAGUUCUUUUUAACCAAUGAUUUAUUUCUCUCAGAUUCAAAUUUGUUUUAGUCUGAUUGCGUGAUAUGAUAUCGUUUCAAACAUGUGUGUGUCUAUGUAUUAGUUCUCUUGUUCCUCUAAAAGUUGUAUCUUUUUCUUGUUAAGAACAUACAUAAAAAUUAUAGCUUUUUCUUGUUCUCGUUAUUCGCAAGUGUAAUGUGUGUCUCAUUAAACUGUUUGGUACUGUUUGUAGCUGAAGAGAAACACCAUUACCCGAGAGGUUGUUCUGAUAAAGAGAAAGCUCUGUUGCGUUUGUUGUCCAGCGAGGGAAAGGGGCUUGGAACUUGUUGGAGCUCAAAUCAAAGGCUGCUUAUUUUUGGGAACACAAGGUUUUGACUUUUGAGGUAAUGUUUGGUACUGUUUGGUACUUUCGAUUAUGUUGUUUGCUAGAUACAGUUGAGUUAUACCAGAUGCCAUUUUCGAGAACCAGCUAUGUGGUAUUUUUAGUUGUUUGGUUUACGCAUGUUUGUUUGUGCUUGUGAAACUGAGUAGUGUUUUCUAAAUUUCAGGAAUGAUUUGGGUAGUUUCAAGAAAGUUUUUUCGAAAAUUCGUUGUUAACAAAUUUGAAAAACCUUUUUCUUGGUGUCUUGUUCUGCUUACGCAUGUUGAUAUCUUUGGUAGGCUUGUCUGAUCAAGAGAGAACCUCUGAUUGCAUACUGACAUUUCUUCACGUCUCCGUUGAGGGACUCGUAGUCUACUAGUUUGAGAGACAAUUUCAUAAUUGACUUUUCACACAAAUAGCAAACACGCUUAGCUCGAUUACGGAGAUGAUUAAAGUGGUUAUGAUGGCGAUGGAGAUGAUCGGCGCCGGAUGAUGACAGACGAGAUGAUCGACACUGGAGAUAAUGACAGUCGAGAUGAUCGACGCCGGACAUGAAGCAAGCUGUCAUCGUCGAUUUCAUGAUUUCAAUUUUCAGAAAAAAUGUAAUUAGAAAAAGAAAAAGGUAAAAUAGUAAAAUAGUAAAUGCUCAUAUUAAAUAAAACAUUUUUGUAAUUUUGGACUUUGUAGUCUAGAAUAAGAAGAAAAAAUUGGUAUAAGACUAUCUAAGGCCAUUUCUCAAAAUUUAUUGCCGCGAUUUUCAUUUUCAUGACCUAUUUAUCUUAUUAUAAAUUCAUUGAGAUCCACUUUUUCUCUCAUAAGUAAAUUUGGGAAACUUACUCUUAGAAAGGGAUUGCACUCCUCGAUAAAGCAUGGUGAACACAAGGACUCGACCCAUUAAGAUAGGCUCAAGAGCUCGGCCAAAAGACUCAGUACAUUUUAUUAGUUCAAGUCAAUUUUGGGACAAACAGGAGAAGAGGCAUGGGUAUAAACAGAGGAGGCGAGGCAUUAGGAAACAUAUAUAAACAUACACACUCAUACAGGCUGACGACGAGUUAGGGGUUUCCUCUGUUUAACUUUACUCUCAUCGAUUGAAAGUGUUGUUUUACUUACUCUGGCUGAAUGUUUUCACUCAUCCUCUCUAAAUAUUGUUCAAAGACCGUUGUAAUCUCUUUUGUUGAUCAAUAAAAAUGAUUUUAAAAUAAUCUACAAUGAAGUUUGUUCUUCUUAUAAGAACCGACGAAACUAAGAUUCAACAGUAGUAAUGCUAUAUUUUCAACAAAGCAACUAGAAAACAGCUCAGUUUAGCUAGCUCCUCAUCAAAACAUCAUCAACCCCUGGUAUUACUUUCUUAGCAAGAAAACUCUUCAUCCAAGUAAUUGAUUUAUCAUCCAGAAACACUCAUUUAAGUAACUUAUUCGACACUUGAAUUUCCUUGCGCCGGAUGCUAUUAACGUGAAGUGUGCAUGUAGGUUAGAUCACUCGACAAUUCAGCUCCUUUUUGCGAUAAUACGAUGAUUAAUGUUAGUUCAAUUGAUCCACAUGGUUAUUUAAAUUCAGACACGCUGUUUCCAGAAAUAUCUUCACCGUGAAUUAGAAGGUAAAGCCUCUAGUCAUAUAUAGAUGUAGUGGAAACAGGGACUUCGAGUUAUUGUAUUAUAUAUCAUGUGUAUAAUUCAAGAAAGCUUUAUUAAGCAACGUUGCACUGUCAAGUCUCAAUCAUCACGGAUCAAUUUUUAUCCUAUUCUCUAAGAUUUAUUUGGUUAAUAUUCACGUUGUUUUUCAGAUAUCUCUAAUACAUUUCGAAUCCUUUACAAAAAAAUUAAACGUAGUCAAACAGUAGCCUUGUCCAUGUAUAUAUAUAAUUCAAUUCCUUCUUAUCUAUCCACUAUCAAACUUCCCUUAAAAAAAAAAAAAUUCCCUAAUGGCUUCUAUCGACUUAUUUGAAGCAUCCAUAUCUCUUUUUUGCUUUGUCAUCUUCUAUUACUUCUUCAUCAAGAAAAAUUUUGGUUACUUGCUUAUCAAGAAGACCCUUCAAAGCUACGCUUGGAACUGGCCUGUUCUUGGGAUGGUUCCAGCUUUGUUCGUGUGGCACAAUGGGAUCGAUGAUAUCAUCUGGUUCAUUGAGAAGAAGAAUUUGACAUUUCUAUUCAAGGGUCCAUGGUUCACUAGAAUGGAUGCGUUGAUCACCGUUGAUCCAGCAAAUAUACAUCAUAUAUUUAGCUCAAAUUUCUCCAAUUACAUCAAAGGAUCGGAUUUCAACGAGAUAUUUGAUGUUUUCGGAGACGCGAUUUUCAACACCGACUCAGAGCUAUGGAAGAAUCAAAGAAUGUCCAUUCAGGCCAUGCUCAGCCAUCAAGAUUUUCAAAACUUUUCAAUGAGUAUCACUACAAGUAAACUCAAGGACGUGCUUCUUCCUCUUUUCAAUCGCUAUUCAGAGGAAGGGACAAUCGUGGACUUGCAGGAUGUGUUCCGGAGAUUCACGUUCGAUACAGCCCUGGUUACAAUCACCGGGUCUGAUCCUCAAUCUCUCUCCUUUGAAAUGCCAGACGUUGAGUUUGCAAAAGCCUUCGACAAUGCCGGGGAUGCCAUUUUGAUUAGGCAUAUCAUGCCGAAAUUCUUACGGAAGUUGCAAAACCGGAUGGAAUUGGGACAAGAGAAGACGUUGAUAGAAGCGGGUGCCACUUUUGAUCGAAUCUGCGCGAAAUAUAUAUCUGCAAAGAGAGAAGAGAUAAGAUCACAAGGAUUUGAUCAUGAUCAUGAUCAUUCAAAUGGAGAAAGUGAAGAUCUUUUGACAUCUCACAUAAAGCUAGAUACAAGCAAGUAUGAGCUCUUGAAACCAAACGAUGAUAAGUUCCUUAGAGACACCAUUUUAACUUUCAUUGCCGCAGGGAGGGAUACCAUUUCCACUGCUCUCACUUGGUUUUUCGGGCUCCUCCUAAAACACCCUUACGUGGAAGCCAAGAUUCACCAAGAGAUCAACACAAAUUUACCAAAAUCCACAAGUAGUCAAGAGAGGCCAUGGUCGGAUAUCGAUCGCAAAGCUUAUCUGAACAAGUUGGUGUAUCUACAUGGGGCGUUGUGUGAAGCAAUGAGGCUCUAUCCACCAGUUCCGUUCCAGCGCAAAUCUCCUAUAAAAUCAGAUGUACUUCCAAGUGGGCACAAAGUCGAUGCAAACUCUAUCAUUAUCAUCCCUAUCUAUGUGUUAGGGAGGAUGAGAUCUGUAUGGGGAGAUGACGCAUUGGAAUUCAAGCCGGAGAGAUGGAUUUCAGAGACAGGAGGGUUGAGACAUGAGCCGUCCUUCAAGUUCUUAGCGUUUAACUGUGGCCCAAGAACUUGUCCUGGUAAGCAUUUAGCUUUGACUGCAAUGAAGGCCAUAAUUGUAGAGAUAUUACAAAACUAUGAUGUUAAGCUCAUCGAAGGACAGAAGAUUGAGCCAAAGCCUAGACUUGUUCUUCAGAUGAAUCAUGGUCUUCGAGUCACACUUACUAAGAAAUGUUCAGCUUGAAAUAAUAAUCUUAUAGUUGCUCCAAAAUCUAUCUUGUGUAUUAUAAAAAAUAAGGUAAAUAUGUAAUGUCAUGUACCUGCCCCCUGGUUUUUGGAGGCUUGGUAUUUGUGAUUUUAUGUAAUGUAUUUCCUUUUUAUUAUAUAAUUCCUGAAAUGUAAUUCCUUACCUUAUAAAUACUCCAUGCAGAUGCACGUUACAUUUUUUUAUUUUUAAAAUCUAAAUGUAAGCUUUGUGUCAUGGAUUGACUCUUUUUCAAGUCGGAACAUGCGGCCUUAGCAUGUUUCAAGGUCUGACCCUGAGAAAUUUCAAAAAAAUUGGGCUGGAAGCCCACAAAAACUUGAGAGAUUAUAAAAAAAAUAACUGCACGUUAUAUAUUUUUAUUGUUAAAGUCUAAAUGUAAGCUUUGUGUCAUUAGGGGUGGGCAUUUCGGUUUAGUUUCGGGUUCGGUUUGGGUUCGGUUUGGUUUGGGUAAUUUGGGUUUUAUAAAACUCAAACCAAUUAAAACCAAAGUAGCUUUGGUUUGGGUUCGGUUUGGGUUUAAUUCGGUUCGGUUCAGUUCGGUUUGGUUUAGAUUUAGUUCGGUUUACAUUAUUAUGGUCUAGUUUGGUUCGGUGUAGUUUGGGUUGGUUAUAAAAUAUGAAGGCAUUAGUUUUUUACUUUUAUUAAAAAAUAAUCAA
Molecule: messenger RNA, 5028 nt
Organism: Brassica napus (rape)
Lineage: Eukaryota; Viridiplantae; Streptophyta; Magnoliopsida; Brassicales; Brassicaceae
Product: alkane hydroxylase MAH1-like
Exons: 1
Coding region: 2768-4351 (527 amino acids)
Molecular function (GO): heme binding; iron ion binding; oxidoreductase activity, acting on paired donors, with incorporation or reduction of molecular oxygen
Source: RefSeq, a predicted model, not a curated record